Molecule: messenger RNA, 741 nt
Organism: Exophiala viscosa
Lineage: Eukaryota; Fungi; Ascomycota; Eurotiomycetes; Chaetothyriales; Herpotrichiellaceae
Exons: 1
Coding region: 1-741 (246 amino acids)
Source: RefSeq, a predicted model, not a curated record
AUGCACUUCAAAUCGUUAGCCAUGGUCUUUAUUUCGCAUCUCCUUGCGAUGGUGCUAUGUCUGAUAUCUCAAUUCGCACAAGCAUAUAUCGUCCGGAGACCACAGUGGGCGCUUCCCGCCGAGGAAACCGACAGUCUAGUUCGGCAAAUUCAUCCACAUCCUCUUCAGCCUUCGACACCCAAGAGCUGGACAUCAGAGACCGACGACGCUUCUUCGAACGGUAACGGCCACGAGAGUUACGACGAGCCAGUAAUCGCGCCCGUAGCUGAAUACCAACUACUGUCCGAUCUCACGAUUGUCAUGGGUCAGGCUGGCGAUGAGUGGGCAGCAGACUUUGCGGCCAUCUAUGAUGCAAUUGCAGACCUGCUGGAAGAAGUAUCCACGGAUGCAAGGAAGAUCGACCAAGUUCACGCCUUGACACUAUCUACCCCGAUGUCUGCGGAUGGCUGGCAACGCCUGUACACGACUUGUACAUUGGAGCGUGAAUGCGAGGUGAUUGAACGAUUGGACCGUCUCCACGAGUCUGACAUCCCGAGGAGGAGCAGGACGGGUUUUCAAACACAUGGAGGUGGGAUAUGUGCUGGUGGACCCCUGAUGCUUCAAUACUCCAUCAGCACGCGCAAAGCGGCGGGCUUGACGUGGUUACGGAUGCUCGAAGAGCCCAUAUAUGGUGCCACGGGGGUUGCUAUUGGCCUUGUACAUUCCUCACUUGGGGAGGUGACGGCGAUUAUCGAGUGUUGA